CAAACGGAACUAUUAUUCCCUCUACUCUGACCGACGUCAACCUUGACGAUGCGCGCUCCUUACUCCCUGACCUUGAGGCUGCCCAACUGGGAAUCCUCGAAGCGCGCACCGCAUAUAGGGAACGCACCGCAGACCCCGAGGUGGAUGAUGCGCUCGGGUGGGCUCCUGUCGGCUCCAAUGGGAGGAGCAGAGACCCCGCAGGUGCGAAGGACGAUGUCGAAGCCAUGCUGUCGUUCUUUCGCCAAGUUAAGUAUCAGUAUUUGCAGAAGUUCGCGAAGGACAAAUACGUCGGUAUCAUACUGUCCGAUGAUGCCCCCUCGAUCACGCCCGAGGACAACGACGCACUGCAAGCCGAGAACGAGCAGAGGAAGGAGGAGCUGCGGGCCAAAAAGCGGGCUCUGGAUGAAAUACGGGAAAAACUGCGCCAAGAAGCCACGACCGUAGCGAGAACCUACGAGCGUGCUCAGAAGGAGUCGCGGGAGGCGAUGGAACUAUCGCAGAAGAUAUUGGACGCGCGACUGGCGCUCACGCGGCUGAAGCAGACGCAUCCCCCACCGCGAUUCACUAUUGAGAAAGCCCAAGAUGUCCUGGAACAACAGGACGUCGAGAUGCAACGCCUGGAUGAACAAACAGCUUCAUUGGACAAGGCCGUGAGAGAGCUCAAGGGGCACGUCAGCGAAGAAGUCAAAGCGCUAGAGCGGGUCCGCGUCGAACGCGCAGAGAAGGAGCGGGAAGUUCGUAGCGCGCUCGGCGCCGACGCGAACGGCGUGGACGAGCGCGUCAUGGACCUCUUUGAAUGGUAUACGGCCGACCUGGACCUUCAUCGCUCCUUGCUGUCUCUCGAAUUCCUUGAGCAUAUCUCCGACGACGAGCUGCAGCUCAUCUACAACAUCGCGCACCCUGCUCGUCCCACUGUUCGCCGACGCGUGACGAUCACACUCAUCUAUUCCCCGCUCCUUGGAGGCAAAGUCGGAAGGAGGAGGAUAGAAGACGCUCAGGUCGAGGUCGACGGACAAACCGAGCCUGCUCUGGACGGGGUGCUAGAUGAACACCUGAGGGCAAACGACGUCAGGGGCUUGGUUAACGGCAUACUGGCCCGGAUCAGGGGUGAGAUGUCUAUGUGAGAGAGAUAUCCGCAACACGGGGACGCCACGUCAUUCGCGCAACCGCGGCCUGAGCGCCGUCCUAGGCAAAACUGAGCUGGGUGUCUCAAUAAUCUGGAUGCUUCACCUUCUACGUCAAGGGAGUGGACUGUCAGUGAAUACCUGCAGCAUGGCUACUGCACUACAGGACUAGCGAAUUUCAUCGUGUUAUCGGCCUUCAAGUUCGAUACUGCAAGCAAACCUCAGCGCUGGUCCGAUACAUUGCAACGCCCGGCGACAGGAUGCCUCACCCGCUCGCGAAUCCGUCGGCCUGUUGCCGCACUGGUACCUGUAUAUGGAUAUCAAAUUGCCUUUUGUGGCUUCCCGCCUGAUUUCACGUCAACUUAUCCGACGCGUUCCCGCGAGGCCGGCGCGGAGUCACGUCGCCUUCACCCCUUCGCUGCCCUACUUCUUAGGAUGUCUAUGAUAAUCUGUUGGUACUUGAUGCCCAGGAUUUGAUAUACACAAUAUAUUCGCACUAGGUCAAGAACAUGCUUGAGGCUUGAUAUGGGCCACACUUCAUCCCAGUCAAGCGAAUGGCUCCCCCUAUCGAGGUCGGCGGUCGACGCAAUCACUCUGGUUGUCUGCUCGGACACGGACACGGAGACAGCUGCUCACGCCCGGCAUCUCAAAGCCAACCACGAUCGGGCGUGGACCAACCAUCUUUGACGGCGAGCCGCAACAUAAAAGGAGCCGUUGGCUGACUGGAUGCUCUCCACCCCCGCCUUUGCGAAUCCUCUCUUGCGAUAACACACAACCGCUCCCCUCGUCGCCCUCCACUUACAUUCAUUGACAAUCAUGUUCGCAUCCAAGUUCGCCGUUGUUCUCGCCAUGACCGCUGCGGCUGUCGCGACUCCACUCAACACCCGCCAGGGCCAGUGUAACACCGGCAACCUCCACUGCUGCAAUCAGGUUCAGAAGGCUAGCCAACCCUCGACCGCCGGACUGCUGAGCCUUCUCGACAUUGUCGUGCAAGGCCUUGACGUUCCGGUCGGUGUUGGCUGCACGCCGAUCAACGUGAUUGGCGCCGGCUCCGGUGCUACCUGCCAACAGCAGCCCGUCUGCUGCGACAACAACCACUUUGGCGGCCUCGUCGCGGUCGGUUGCUCCCCUAGCCGUAUAUGGGCGCUAACACGGAGUGAACGGUCUCAGUCUGAACCUCCUCCGACCUCCCGCAACCCACCUCAAGCCAUGAACCACUCGGCGACCAACGACGGCGAUGCCCACACCAAAGCGACCACGACCGCCGCCGGCGCGGAUACCCACGGAAACCUGAACCAGAAGCCAGCCGGCCAGAACGGCUUCUUCACCGUCGGCGUGACCGACGAGAAGGGCAAGCGCCGGACCAUGGAGGACGCGCAUUCGUUCGUCUUCGACUUCGCCGGCGUGCGCGGACAGGGUUUCUUCGCCGUCUUCGACGGACACGCCGGCAAGGACGCGGCGGAGUGGUGCGGAUUCCACUUCCACGAGUAUUUUCUGCAAGCACUCGAUCGCAUGCGAAACUCGUCCAUACCUGACACCCUCAAUCAGACGUUCCACGACGUUGACGCCCAUCUGUCGAGGCGAUCCGAGGAAUCGGACGGCAAGCUACACUCCGGCUGCACCGCCGUCACCGCGUUCCUGCGCCUCGAGGACUCCAGCGGCAAGCAGUCCUUCCUCGGACCCAACCCGGAUCUAACGAAGGUGCACGAUCCGCCCUCGGACGCCCAACUACGCAGGGUGUUGUAUUGCGCGAACGCGGGGGACGCGCGCGGCGUGCUCUGCCGCGCGGGAAAAGCGGUGAGGCUCACCUACGAUCACAAGGGAUCGGACAAGCAGGAGGCGAAGCGCAUAACGGACGCGGGCGGAUUCAUGAUGAGCGGCCGCGUCAACGGCGUCUUGGCCGUCACUCGCAGUCUCGGCGAUUCCGCGAUGAAGGAGUUUGUCGUCGGCGCGCCUUAUACCACGGAGACUGAGCUCUCUGAUGACGACGAGUUCCUUAUUCUCGCUUGCGACGGGCUGUGGGACAUCACGGGUGACCAAGGCGCUGUCAACAAGGCAAGGGCGAUAGCCAACCCCGAAGAAGCAAGCCGUGCUCUGGUGGACUGGGCGCUGAGCAAGGGCACGCAGGACAAUGUUACCGUGCUCGUCAUUCGCUUCAAGGACAGUCCUAUCGAUGCCAACUCGCUAGCUAGUACCCAGUCCGUAUAACAAGUUUUCGAUGUAACGCAUACUUUCUUCUCUAGCAUUUCCUUUCGCAUCCAUGCGCAACACGUUUCCGUAGGAGCGUCCAUCAUCAUAUUGUAUGAGUACGUGGCAAAUAAUUCAUGAUGUAGCACUAUGUACACUGUCCGUGU
Messenger RNA from Punctularia strigosozonata HHB-11173 SS5, 3478 nucleotides. Its product is annotated as PP2C-domain-containing protein. The record is from RefSeq and is a predicted model, not a curated record. Gene Ontology annotation, biological process: protein dephosphorylation. NCBI's taxonomy places the organism in Eukaryota, Fungi, Basidiomycota, Agaricomycetes, Corticiales, Punctulariaceae. Gene Ontology annotation, molecular function: structural constituent of cell wall; cation binding; protein serine/threonine phosphatase activity. The coding region runs from base 1941 to 3332 and encodes 463 amino acids. Gene Ontology annotation, cellular component: fungal-type cell wall. The transcript has 15 exons.